Molecule: messenger RNA, 1968 nt
Organism: Beauveria bassiana ARSEF 2860
Lineage: Eukaryota; Fungi; Ascomycota; Sordariomycetes; Hypocreales; Cordycipitaceae
Product: CUE domain-containing protein
Exons: 2
Coding region: 1-1968 (655 amino acids)
Molecular function (GO): ubiquitin binding
Source: RefSeq, a predicted model, not a curated record
AUGCCCAAGUUGCCGUCAUUGGCAGCUUACCCCCCGGCCGAAUGGCGUCACAAGCUCUCAUCUGCGGAAUGGCAAUCGAUACAAAGUGCCUGGGUAACAUUGUUGCAAGCAUACAUCAACUCUCCGCACUCUGUAUUAGCCAAUGCUCUUUCUGAAGAGGACUCGUCUCUCACUCGCUUUCUCACCACGUUUGCGCAAGAAGCCGCCUCACAGGAUGCAUCCCAUUCGCCUUCACCAGCCCUGUUAAAGGCCGUGAUUCAAGUGAUGGACAAGUGGACGUCUUUGAAAUCAACAACGGCUCUCGACACGUUUGAUCAUCUCGCCAACUUGGCCAAAAUCUAUCCAAAGAAACUCGCCGCGCCAGUGCUUUCCAAAGCGUUUACGUCGUCACAUGCCGCUGCCAUUGAGUCGUCAUUGACAGCGCUAAAGAAGUCACUUAUUGUGAUUUUAGAUGCUGGGAUACGCGGCGACCUCAAGCUCGCAGAGGCACGUCUCGCGAAGCUCAAUCCGCUGCUGCAUGCCUCACCAGAAGCCUGCAUACUGUUCCUCGCCGGUGACGACUUUCUCGACAGUCUCAUUGUGGGCUACAAGGUCAUGAACCCACCUCUGCGGAAGGUCAUUAUCGCAACACUAUACCUGUGCUUGUUCGGGCUCGUCGAGGCGCAACCCGCCAAGUGGUCCAUGCUGAGCGAUGAGCUGUUUGCGCUCAAGUCGGCGGCGGACCAGCACAAGCAAGGACCGAUCAGCGCCAACGACUCGUUAGUGCCGGAGCUGGUCACGUCCACUCCUCUUCUCAAGGUACUGCUGGCCAAGGCCGAGGCUGACGGCGCGGCGACGCCGAAUCUCAAGAAGCGCAUCACGGCCCUGGAGGCGUUCAAGAAGGGUGCCAUGGUGCGGCCAAAGAGGCUGGUGCGGCGCAAGGUGGACAAGGGCAAGGGCAGGCAAACAACUGACGAUGCGGAUACCGAGAUACACAUUCAUCGCAUGAGUCAGAUUACCCAAGUGCAAGACUUGUUUCCCGACCUUGGCGCCGGGUUUGUCGCCAAGUGUCUGGAUGAAUAUAAUGAGGAUGUUGAGCAGGUGGUUGCCAACCUUCUCAGCGAGUCAUUACCACCACAUCUUGCUAUCGCAGAUCGUAGCGAAGGAUUAUCCUCAUCCCAUCAACAACCACAGCCCGACAUGGCACCGCACUCCACACCACCACAAUUACCAACUCGUCGCAACAUCUACGACGACGACGAGCUCGACCGUCUUACCGUUGACACCGCCAAGCUGUCCUUUGGUAAGCGGCCGGAAAAGACGGCCGACCAGCUGCUCAAGGACCGCUCGUCCGCGCCCGGCAAAGCCGCCAUCCUCUCCGCCCUCGCCACCUUUGACUUUGACGACGACGAGCGCGACGACACCUACGACGCCGACGACGUCGGCGGCACCGUUGACGCCUCGACGAACCAGGAGGCCGACGGCGCCAACGACGCCAGCGAGGAGGCGCUGUUCCGGGCGUUCCAGGCGGACCCCCGCGUCUUUAAUCGCGACGGCGCGACGCGCCGGUCCGCCUCACGUAGCAAGCUGCGCGAGGACACGGGCAUGGCCGACGAAGCGGUCGAGGGCUGGGCGCUCAUGCUCACCCGCAACGCCGGCCAGAUGCGCCGCCUCGAGGCCAAGUACGCGUUUCGCGGCCAGCAGCGCGAGCUCGGACGCACAGCGUGGCGCGACUCGGGCGCAGAGGACAGCGAUGCUGGUGCGGCGACAGCGAGCAGAGGCGGAAGAGGAAGAGGCGGCGGCGGACGUGGUAGAGGUGGCCGUGGUGGUGGAAGAGGACGAGGUGGUGGAGAUGUGGCGGGACCAACGGGCGACAAGGCCACGGAAAACGCGCGAAAGGGCAAGGAGGCGAACAAAGGCUCGCGGGCGAACCAUAACCGCAAGGCCGGGCAUGCUAAGAAGAUGGCGCGUGGAGGGUUCCCCGAGUAA